This is a messenger RNA of Solanum dulcamara, 1796 nucleotides long. Its product is annotated as protein DETOXIFICATION 18-like. The transcript is spliced from 7 exons. Gene Ontology annotation, biological process: xenobiotic detoxification by transmembrane export across the plasma membrane. Gene Ontology annotation, cellular component: membrane. Bases 62 to 1522 code for a protein of 486 amino acids. The record is from RefSeq and is a predicted model, not a curated record. Lineage: Eukaryota; Viridiplantae; Streptophyta; Magnoliopsida; Solanales; Solanaceae. Gene Ontology annotation, molecular function: xenobiotic transmembrane transporter activity; antiporter activity.
CGUGAAUUUAUAUAAAGAGGAGUUCAUUGGUAACAAUGGUUUUAAGAAGAAAACCAAGAAUAUGGCUAUGGAUAGUUCAUCAUCAAAUAGUCUCAAAAGUCCUAUGUUGCCUUCAUCAACAUCAUUGGAGACAAACAAAUUAUGGUGGAUAAAUAAGGUAAUAGAUGUUGAAGAAGCAAAGAAUCAAAUAUUGUUCUCUUUGCCAAUGAUUGUUAUGACUAGUUGUUUCUACUUCAUCCAUCUUGUGUCUGUCAUGUUUGCUGGUCAUCUUGGCAAACUUGAACUUGCUGCCUCAAAUCUUGGUAAUUCAUGGGCUGAGGUCACUGGUCUCUCUUUGAUGGUUGGCAUAAGUGGUGGACUUGAGACAUUAUGUGGCCAAGGAUAUGGGGCAAAAAUGUACAAGAUGUUGGGGAUACAUCUUCAAAUAUCAUGCAUCAUAUCAUUCAUAUUUUCUACAAUAAUUGCUAUUAGUUGGUGGUAUUCUGAUAAAAUUCUUAUUUUACUUCAUCAAGAUCCCGACAUAGCAAAAGAAGCUGGGGUGUUCUUGAAAUUCCUCAUACCUGGAUUAUUUGCAUAUGGUUUCUUACAAAACAUUUUAGCAUUUCUUCAAACACAAUCAAUUGUCAUGCCUCUUGUUGUGUGUUCAGUGGCAUCUUUAGUUAUACACAUUGGCAUUACUUAUGGCCUUGUUCAUUGGACAAGUCUUGGUUUUAAAGGAGCACCAUUAGCAGCUUCAAUUUCGAUUUGGAUUUCCGUCCUCAUGUUGGGGGUAUACGUGCUUUUUUCGAAGAGAUUCAGUGAUAUCUGGAGGGAUGGUCUCUCGUUCGUAUCGUUUCAUCAUAUUCUUACAAAUUUGAAGUUGUCUUUACCCUCCGCUGCCAUGAUAUGUUUGGAGUACUGGGAUCAUGAGUUUUUUGUGUUAUCAGCUGGUUUGAUGCCAAACUCAGAAACAACUACUUCCCUAAUUGCAAUGAGUGUUAAUACUGAAGCUGCUGCCUUCAUGGUAUCUUAUGGUCUGAGUGCAGCUGCAAGCACUAGGGUGGCAAAUGAGUUAGGAGCUGGAAAUAUUGAGAAAGCUAAGCAUGCCAUGGUUGUUACUCUCAAGCUAUGUGUUCUUCUUGCUCUUGUUGUUGAUUUGGCUCUAUUUUUUGGUCAUAAUGCAUGGGCUGGCCUCUUUAGUGAUAAUACAGAAAUAAUAAAUGAAUUUGCCACCAUGAUGCCACUUCUCUUAGUCUCAUUUGUAUUGGAUUUCUUUCAAGGAAUUUUAUCGGGGGUGGCUAGGGGAUGUGGAUGGCAACAUUUGGUUAUGUUCAUCAACUUGGCUACAUUCUAUUUUAUUGGCAUGCCAAUAUCUUGGCUCCUUGCUUUUAAGUUCAAUCUACAUGCUCAGGGUUUAUGGAUGGGCUCAACAUGUGGUCUAGCUUGCCAAGCUUUGGGCUUAUUGCUACUAACAUUAUUGACCAAAUGGGAAAAAGUGGAAGCCUCAACAAAGAGCAAUAGAGAAAAUGAACUUUUAGCUUAAGCAUAAGUUCAUGAGAAUUACUUGCUUAUUGGGCCACUAGUGGGCUUGUUGCCAUUUUAAUUGUGGGCUUCUUAUAUGUGGCCCAACAAAAAGAGAUGAAUAAAUUUUGUUUAUUGUUUUUCGGUCAACUUGAUGAACGUAUCGAAGAGGAUUAAAUUGAAAACUUCAUAAAUUGGUCAUCACUCCAUCCACUAGAGUUAUCGCAUUAUAAUCACGUUGUUCUCUUUGAUACCAUGAUAAAGUAAGGGCAGGGGAAUGUGAAAUCAAUUUAUUA